This is a messenger RNA of Anopheles moucheti, 3050 nucleotides long. It is a transcript of the gene EDTP, whose product is annotated as myotubularin-related protein 14. The record is from RefSeq and is a predicted model, not a curated record. Gene Ontology annotation, molecular function: phosphatidylinositol-3-phosphate phosphatase activity. Lineage: Eukaryota; Metazoa; Arthropoda; Insecta; Diptera; Culicidae. The transcript has 7 exons. Gene Ontology annotation, biological process: dephosphorylation. Bases 183 to 2624 code for a protein of 813 amino acids.
CAGCAGCACCCAACCCAGGGUGUUCCAUAAAAACCUAUCUCUACUAAAACUGCGUUGAAUAGAACGCGUGUGAUACGGGUUUCCUGUGCCACAUCACGACACCGUCAGCAUCAUUGAUCGCAUCGUGUUUCGCAUACGCGUUCCUGCUUCCAAACCGUCAUCGUCAAUGUACAGCAGCAAGGAUGAAUUGCGAAAUACUGCCGCAGGACAUCCAAUCAUUAUUGGAAUACUUCGCCAAGAACAUGUACCGCGCGAAGGAUUGUGAAAAUGGCAAUGACGUUAUGCACCGGUGUAACGUACUACUCCAGCAGGACUACAGCGUAAUCGAGAUAAGCAACACUACCGGUGAACUAUCCUCGCACUAUCCCAGCACGCUGCUGAUACCGGAGUACGAAUACAAGAACCUCUCCAGCAGCUCAGGCAAUAAUACUCAGGCACCAGCCGGCGGUUCCAACAAUGGUUUCUCCAGCAUUAACGAUUUUCUCACCCGUUCGGGACCGCCGACCGCUCAGGCACAUCAAGCGUCUCACCAGCAGCAACCACCACCGUCUGCACCAUCCGCCGGUCCGGGACAGCAAACCAUCUACGAAACGACGUACGAUGGUAACAAGCUGCGCGAUCUUAUUAACAAAGCCCGGUUCGCCCGCUGCCGGGCACGGUUUCCGUUGCCGGUCAUACUGUACAAGGGCAAGUACAUUUGCCGUUCGGCCACGUUGUCCGGAGGACCGGAGAUUUAUGGACGGUCCGGAUUGGAUUACCUCUUCUAUAGCCUAGAUUCAACAGCUACCUCACCGACGCUCGAUGAGGAAGCAUACGAAGCCCGCGAAACUUCACUGCCCGAAGACACGUUCGAAGAACCAAUCACGAACAGCGACUGGCAGCUGUUCGAUCGGGUUCGCAGCCAGGAUAUUAAGCUGCUCAAGACGCUAAACGUCGGCACGAUAGUGGACUUCAUGGUCGAGAAGAAGAAGGUAAAGUUCGGCAUGAACGUCACGUCCUCGGAGAAGGUGGACAAGGAGAAUCGGUACGCCGAGUUUAAGAUUAUCUCGCUACCGUACCCGGGAUGCGAAUUUUUCCGCGACUAUCGUGACAAUAACUAUUCUGGCGAAGGGCUCGUUUUCGACUGGUCGCAGGCGCACGUUGAUGCCAAUAUCGGCGUACCGGACGAUACGGUAACGGCACAGCUGCAGAUCGAUUGGGAAAACUACAAGGAUUGGGAUCUGGUAAAGAUAACGCAAAACUAUCUGAAGCUUCUGCUGCGCUAUCUGCAGGAUAGCAGCUCGGGAUUGCUGAUACACUGCAUCAGCGGUUGGGAUCGGACACCACUGUUUGUGUCGCUGUUGCGUCUGUCACUGUGGGCCGACGGUGCCAUCCAUCAGUCGCUGAGUGCGGCACAAAUCCUUUACUUUACAAUCGCGUACGAUUGGUUGCUGUUCGGACACAAUCUGCCCGAUCGUUUGAACAAAGGCGAGGUGAUAUUUUUCUUUUGCUUCUACGCUUUAAAGUAUAUCGCCGAGGAUGAGUAUAGCAUUUUGGGACAGCGUUAUAAAAGCAAACACAGCAGCGGCAGUAGCAGUAUAGGUGUGAUACGAACCGAUAGUGAAUCCAUGCUGGACGGUAUACUGCUUGAUGGGGAAAGUAGAGGCUCCAGUGUUUCCCUCAACUCCACUUGCAGUUGUCUGAGUGGUCGAAGCUCGUCCCAGCAUGAUACGCAAACGUGCAUCAGUGUCGGUGCGAACGGAUCAGUCAAUACGCCCGGCAGCGGUGGUGGGAUUAAUGUAACGAUCGGUGGUUCCAGCAUCCAUCAUCAUGCUACGAGCGGUAGCCGUCCGAUUGUCGGUGUUCGCAACUCUCAUGACGACAGUUUGAAUGCAAGCAAUGGCAAUGGCUGGUUAGCGCAUAGUCACGAUAGUAAUAGCAGUAUUGGAUGCAUAUCGAACGAUAGUACUACUAAUCUCAGUAAUCAUUGCGCUUGGUCACCGCAACCGAAAAGAACUAGUCCCGUCUCGGUGCCGGUGGCGAGCAGAUUAAGACAGCGUCAGGAGUCUACGUCCUCGUUGUCGGUGGGUAGUUGGCAGAUGAUUUCUGGAACCGGAAGCCUUCGUAGUACAGACUCGGCAACGGAACUACAUCAUGCAGCGCCAAACAACCAGCACCACCAACAUCAUCAUCAUCAUCAUCACUAUCACCACCACCACAAUCAUCAACAGCAACAACACCAGCCACAGUUCCACCAUGUAUAUAGUAAUGUUUAUGGUAACAAUCAUGUCGGAUGUAGUGGAACAACGGGAGACACGACCGCGACAACGCCUAAUGCUAAUCAGCAUCAUCAUCACGGCUCGGGACAUGCUCCUCCCUGUGCUGGCCCCCAUUUGCAUCAACAGCAACAAUCGCAGGACUCCAGCUGUUGCACGAUUCUGGACGAUGAAUGUUUCAGCUCGUCCUACAGUCACGAUUUCUACGCCAUGCGUCGUGAACGAUUGAAUCAAGUGCGAACAUUAUUCUACAACUGCUACUACUCGACAAUCGCAUUCAAAUUCAAAUCGGUACCGGACUCGGCGCUCGGUAGUCUGCUAGGGAACUUUGCAGAAAAGGUUGGACUAGCCCACCGGACUUCAGUUUAAAGAGAGGUUUCGUACCAAGCGGUUCGGUUCCAUAUGAAUGGCGGUUUAUAAUGUACCAGUGGCAGAUCAAGGACCUCCCUCGUUAGGAUCAUACCGCUGCAUUCGCGCUGCCCGCCUCCCUAAAUGCAUAUAGUCCCGUAUAGUAGUUAGGUCAGGAUCGUGUGUUUGCGUGUGUGUAUACAUUGGGUAAGAAAGCGAAGAAAAGCUGAGUGUCUUCCACACGCACGCACCCAUACACACUUUGUUGGAAUUGAUUUGUUUUAAAAAUGUCUUCUUUUUUGUUAAACCUUUUCCGUUUAGAUUUUGUAUCGAUAAUCUUCGUUAAGCAAAAGCAAGUGUGUAACUCAGGUGAAGUGUUUGCACCCUGUUUAAUCUACCAGAGUCGGGAGAAAUGAAAGUUGUGGUUUUGUUCUAAUAAAGCGCAAA